AUGGCGCCAAAGCGCAACACUAAGCAAUCGGCAGGCCUGACCCAGCCUACCCUCUCGUUCCACACACAGCUCCGCUCCAGCAAGAGUGCCAAGGCUGCAGCUAAGGGCAAGGGCCUACGCAAGACGGAGACCCAGUCCCUGUCAGCGGAUGACGUCAAGGACGAGCUGCCAAAGUCGAAGAAGAAGGUGACACCGCCCGAGCCCAAGAAGGAGCAGCGGCCAGUCCUAGACCCCAAUGGGAAAGAGUGGAAUGCGCUGUGGAAGGAGGCCAUGGUCGAGAUGGGUGGGAUGCCCCCAAUCCAUGGCGAGAAGGACAACAAGGUGCAGAACAUCCUGCGCGUGUUCGACAUGACCUCCAAAUAUGGGCCACACGUCGGUAUCACUCGGCUCGAGCGCUGGGAGCGUGCGAAGAAGUGGGGCCUGCAACCACCCGAGGGGAUCAAGCAAAUCCUCCUGACCCAACAGGGCGAGGACGACGCCGUGUACCGGGAGAGUGUCAUUUAUGGAUGGUUGUGA
Molecule: messenger RNA, 516 nt
Organism: Cutaneotrichosporon cavernicola
Lineage: Eukaryota; Fungi; Basidiomycota; Tremellomycetes; Trichosporonales; Trichosporonaceae
Exons: 5
Coding region: 1-516 (171 amino acids)
Biological process (GO): DNA-templated DNA replication; DNA synthesis involved in DNA repair
Cellular component (GO): delta DNA polymerase complex
Molecular function (GO): DNA-directed DNA polymerase activity
Source: RefSeq, a predicted model, not a curated record